This is a messenger RNA of Lactuca virosa, 519 nucleotides long. NCBI's taxonomy places the organism in Eukaryota, Viridiplantae, Streptophyta, Magnoliopsida, Asterales, Asteraceae. The record is from the annotation of a GenBank genome assembly.
AUGGGCGAGAAUGUGCAAGACAUAAAAGAUAGAAUGGAUAAAAUUUUGCAACUUGCUUCGAAUAGAGAGACUCGGAAACAAAGGGACAACGAACUAAGAGUGCUAGCGAUGGACACGUUGAAUAUGAUCGGGGAUGCACUUCAAGUUAUUUUGGCGAUGAAGGAAGAAGUGAAAAAACGUUACGCUAGCCGCAAAACAAACUCAGUUCUUCUCUUCUCUAGGAAACGAAAGCAACGACUGAAGAAAGAAAGCAGCAGCGACUGCAAAGCAGCGACCUCAGCAGCAAGCCAGAUACUUCCGUUCUUCUCCAGCGACUUUCGUUCUUCUCCAGUCUCCGGUCUCCACGAUUUAACCCUUAAACACCAAUAUCCCCUUCGCCCACCCAAAGCAAAGUUUGCCCCCCUUUUCACUUUCCAAUCGUUGAACGCCAAAAUUUCAGUGCCAGUAGUUCCUCCCAAAAACGGCAGUCUUCUGUUUCACUUUCACAUCAUGGUCACCACUUCUCCAGCUUCUCAUUGA